Molecule: messenger RNA, 6077 nt
Organism: Impatiens glandulifera
Lineage: Eukaryota; Viridiplantae; Streptophyta; Magnoliopsida; Ericales; Balsaminaceae
Exons: 10
Coding region: 141-5828 (1895 amino acids)
Source: RefSeq, a predicted model, not a curated record
ACUCUCUCUCCUUUCAGAUCCGGAAUUUGAAAAUCCCAAUCCCGCUGCUAUUCGCCAUGGCAUCGCAGUCAUUCAAUGGCAUAAACUUCUCUCUGUAAAGAAACGUAUGAGAGUGUGUUCAUGACUGCUUAGAUCCGAAGAUGUCAGCGAUGGAAAAGUUGUUCGUCCAGAUCUUCGAGCGUAAGAACUGGAUAUUUGAUCAACUUAGACAACAAUCGGACCUGUAUAAUCAACAUCUAGCUUCGAAACUUCUCAUCGAAGGAAUUACACCCCCGCCAUGGCUCUGGGAACCUAAACCUCUCUUCAAUCUUACGGAUCCCCGAGAGUUGAAUAAAGAAGAGAUGAUAUCUGAACUCCUCUUUCCACAUCCGAAUCAUGUAUUCCCUUGUUCUACUGGUUUAUAUCCUUUGCACAACAAGUUCGUUGUCAGUGGAGAAAAUAUACCGUUACCAGAACUGCUACCAUUACAAGUUCAUGCUCCCAAGAAAAGCUUAGGUAAUGUUCAACGUGAGUUGGGAUUUGCCCCUGUCCUGGAUAUGUCUCCUCAAGUGAAGAUAAAUCUUAGCAACCCAGACAGUUGUAUGUGGGAAGAUAGGUCCCUUGUUCAAGUUCAGAGAUCAAAAUCACGACAAAGAGCUUUAGAACUUAGAAGUGCUUCUAAAAGAGCAGCAGAUAAAAACUCUACAACUCAAGAAACAGGUAGCGGGUUGCAAGAAAAAUUCUCAAGCUUGAAGAAGAGUACAUCCAUGGAACAUUCUGGUAGAGUCACAAGGUCUAGGUUUUCUCGUGAACAACUAAACCAUGCAGAAGAGUCAAUUCAACUGAAGGACUCCUUCAAGAUCUCCAAGAAAGGGGAUAACCGAAAGGUAGAUUCAACAAGUGUUUGCCUAGGUAAAGAUUUAUUCGAGAAUAUAAGUUCAUCGGAUCUUGGAGUAAAUAAAAGACGUAAGUUGAGAUCUGGUGCUUGUGAAAUGUCUCCAAUAGUUAACGAUUCCACAGGGAAUGAAUAUCAGAAGUUGUCAAGUGCCCAAAUAAGCUCAAAUAUUGUGGACAAACAUGAUGAAGAAACCCAGAUUGCUGAUUUUGUUGUUUAUGAACCAUGCCAACACCAGGAGAAUUGCGGAAAUUUUGAGCUGAACAGCACUGACCCUGUUGUGGCCUCAGAAAAUAUUGGCUUGAACGUGCCUUCUGAUUUUGGUAUUUUAGCGAAGCCCAAGGCUCUUGACUCCAGUGAUUUUGAAAAAAAUAAAUUUAUUAAAUUAAGUGGACUUUUUGUAGACAAGGAACCAUUGGAUAGAUUGGUAGGAGGGAUAUGCAGUUCAACAGAGAAGCCCCCAGAAUCUCUAGAGAUAACAAGAGUUGACAAUUGUGAUACUUGGCAUCUUGAGGGGAGAUCACUUGAGCUAGAGGUUUCAAACAAAGUAGAUGAAUUUCGAGAAAGCAUAUCAAAAACUCAUGUUGAGGUGCAUGCAGAACCCGGGGUGGAGAAAUGUAAAUCAGAUAUGAAAGAGAAUCUUACAUCUGAUUUUAAUUGUAUAUCUGUAUCUGUCCCAACUAUGCAUCAUCUUCCUUCAGACGGGAUGGAAUCCGUGUCAACCAAUGACGGUUUGGGAAAGAUUGCAAGUCCUUUGCUGGUAAAGGAAAAGUUGGACACUGACAACAGAUCACCAGAGGAAAGCAAUUUUGACAACCCAAAGCCCUUGCAUCUUUCUGGGCAACCAUCUGAACCAAAAUGCCGAUCAUCAGGUUCAAAAGUCUACUUCAAAGUAGAUGACAUAUCUGUUUCUGUCCCAAAUAUUCAACAUCCUCCUUCUGAUGGGAUAAAAUCUCUGUCAAACAAUGAUGGCUUUGGCAAGAUUGCAAGUCCUUUGCCGGGGAAGGAAAAAUUGGACACAGAGGUAGACAAGAGCAACAUUUUGUUAGAGACUGACAACAGAUCACCAGUGCAAAGCAAUUUUGACUACCCCAAAUCUUUGGAAGUCCCAAAUGAAGUAGAUGACAUGUCUGUAUCUGUCCCAAAUAUACAACAAUCUCCUUCUGAAGGGAUAAAAUCCAUGUCAACCAAUGACGUCUUGGGCAAGAUUGCAAGUCCUUUGCUGGAAAACGAAAAGGUUGACAUGGUGGUUGACAGUAGCAGCAUUUUGUUAGAGACCGACAACAGAUCACCAUUGCAAAGCAAGUUUGACAACUCCAAAACUUUGGAUCUUUGGGGGCAAUCAUCUGAACUAAAUUGCCAAUCAUCAGGCUCAAAAGUCCCAAACGAAGUAGAUGGCAUGUCUGUAUCUGUCCCAAAUAUACAACAUUCUCCUUCUGAAGGGAUGAAAUCCGUGUCAACCAAUGACGUCUUGUUCAAGAUUGCAAGUCCUUUGCUGGAAAAGGAAAAGGUUGACAUGGUGGUUGACAGGAGCAACAUUUUGUUAGAGACUGACAACAGAUCACCGUUGCAAAGCAAGUUUGACAAUCCCAAAACUUUGGAUCUUUGGGGGAAAUCAUCUGAACUAAAUUGCCAAUCAUCAGGCUCAAAAGUCCCAAACGAAGUAGGUGGCAUGUCUGUAUCUGUCCCAAAUAUACAAUAUUCUCCUUCUGAAUGGAUAAAAUCCGUGUCAACCAAUGAUGUCUGGGGCAAGGUUGCAAGUCCUUUACUGGAAAAGGAAAAGGUUGACAUGGUGGUAAACAGGAGCAGCAUUUUGUUAGAGACUGACAACAUAUCACCAGAGCAAAGUGAUUUUGACAACCCAAAAACUUUGCAUCUUAGGGGAAAAUUAUCUGAACCAAAAUGCCAAUCAUCAGGCUCAAAAGUCCCAAACGAAGUAGAUGAGUUUCAACAGGGUUUUUCUAACAUACAUGUCAAGGUGUUUGCGAGACCUUAUAUGGAGGACUGUGAAUCAGAUAAGAAUACUCCUGAAUCCAACAUAGUUGAUAUUUCUGCUACUGAUCGAAGAAUUCAAUACUACCCUGAUUCUUGUGGCGAAAAAAAUAUGGUUAUAGAUGAUGGCCCUCACUCGGAAAUGCCGCAGAGUCUAAAAAAGCAUUUAACAGAAGGAUACAACUCUUCAUCAAAUGUGCAAAGUGACGAGGGUGAAAACGCUAAUUACAGAAAGGAUAAAAAGAGAAUUUUCUCUUUAACCUUUCAGGAAACAGAAAACUCUUCUAGUUUAUCAAGUUUGAUUAUCCAGCCAACUGGAGAUCAUAACAAUUUGUGUGAAGAAUUGGGGUUGGAAGCUUCAAAUGGCAAUACCUUUAAUUAUAAAGGUGGUUGUGCUGAAUAUAAGCAAAUCCUGUCACCUGAACAAGAUGACCUCAAUAAGAGAAUGAGAGAUCCUAUUUCUACAGAGAUAAUCAUGCAAGAGAACUUUAAUCUGCCUGAGAGUGGCACCUUGGAUUGUGGCUUAGUCAAUGGUAAGGAUGGUUAUCUUGGCCCUUCUUCUUCACAAGUGGAAGAAUUUGAUAAGUCUUGUUCCCAGAGAGGAGUAAUGUUCACGAACAACUCCUACCCUCAACUUAAGCGGAGAAAGUUUGAAGGAGAAAAGAAGAGACCUUUGUCCGCUUCUACAAUUGUCCUGGGCGAAAAAAGUCAGAAUGUCACGCAACAUCCUGUCAAUGUAGAAACUAGUUUAGAAGUUUCUUCACAAUGCCAAUCUUUACAUGUUUCUCAUGACAGUGAGACUACACAUAUAGAAAUAGAUGCAAAUCCCGAAGUUGAAAUGCAUCAUAAGCUGUUAUGCCAUCUCACAGCAGGAUCUGAGCUUCCACCUGUGCUACAGGAUGAAAUUGACACUAAAGAGGGUGAUACAGAUACUGAUUCGUCAUCUAUUAUCAGAAUGGAUUUCUUAGGUGACUCAAUCUUGAAUAAACAGAGUUAUUCAGAUUCCAAAGGUGCCGCCUUUUCAUACAUGGAAUUUGAAGAUCCAGCAAGCAUUGUCUUUGAUGUGAGAAAGUCUUUUAAUAUGAAUACUGGCAGUGUAACACAUACGGAGCAUGACACUAACGUGGGUAACAACAGUAACUUGACUUAUUUGGAUGGACCAUUGCAGGAAUUGGAAGAUCCUCAGGCAGAAUAUGGCUUACAACCAAGUAGCUCAUCUGCAUAUACUAACAAGAAAGAUCCAGAGUCAGUUGGUGCUGAUUGUAUAAGUCCCGAGUUUGAGGGUUUCACUAGUUUUGACGAUGUAGACUUUCAAAAUAAAACGAUAGAACAAGUUAGUUAUCUGAAGCAGCUCAGCAUAUAUUCUAGUAUGUGCACUCCUGUGCCCCAAUCUUCAACUGCAUUUAUGUUACCAGAAAGUUUAUACAAGUCGGUGCCUAAUGGACUCCUUGAGCAGAUAAACUUUGGGAAUUCGCACUUUGAAAUUGAUGACAUUUCCAAGCAGAACAGAGCCAGCCAUAGUUGCACCCAAGAAGGAAAGCAUAAGAACCAGGAGUCUGCCUUUUCACAUUGUUUACUGUUUUCUGAUUCCCAGUUUGGAUGGAGCUCAAAACGGAGUUGUUUGCCUUCUUCUGUUGGAAAUGUGCGGGAUCAUAUGGACUUAAUUCCAUCAAAAUCUAGCAGUUCUGAGAAGCAUCGAAGCUUAAACCCCGAACUCACUUGCUUUCGAAUUGAAGAAGAUCCAGGGGACUAUAGUGAAGAAAGCGAAAAUGCGGACGGAAUACCUAAAGAAGUUGAAGAAAAAUCUAUAUUCGAAUUGGUGCAUUGUGGUGAUAUAAGAGAAGCACUAGCCGAAAUUGCAGAAUCACAAAUAAAUGAUUCGGAACAGAUAACAGCAGCAAACGAUAGAUGUCAUGAUAGAAAUAGUUUAUGUACUGAACCCAGCUUCACUGGAAACAAAAAGAUGGUCAGACAGAACCCUGCAAACCGCUACAGCAAGAGACAUCCCUCCGAAGGAAAGGAGAACUUUACUUUGUCUGUAGAGGUAAAUCGCAAGAAAAGAGCUGAAUCAUCUAAUAAUAGAUUCAGUAAGUUACAGCUAUCAAGCAAAGGCAGUGAGAGGCAGGGAAGGCAUCGUCCUUCAGAGAAACAGUCAAAGCACAAGAACAUUGUUUCAAACAUCACAUCAUUUGUUCCAUUUGUUCAACAAAAACAAGCUGCUGCAGUCUGUACAGGGAAGAGGGAUAUCAAAGUGAGAGCACUGGAGACUGCAGAGGCUGCAAAGAGGCUAGAAGAGAAAAGGAAUAAUGAGCGUAUCAUGAAGAAAGAAGCAUUAAAGCUUGAGCGAGAACGAUUAGCAAGAGAGAAUUUGAAGCAAACAGAGUUAUUGAAGAAAAAAAAAGAAGAGGAGCUUAAGAAGAAAGAUGCUGAUAUAGCCGCGAGAAAAAGGUUAAGAGAGGACGAAGAGAAGAGGGCCAAGGAAAGAAAAAGAAAACGCGUUGAACAUGCACGGCAACAACUGGAUGAGCAGGAAGGGAAGCUCCAUGCUAGAAAAGGAGAAAAGGAAAUAAGGCCCACUACAACAGUUGGAAAAAUGAAUAGCCGGGAGUCCAACGAUAGAUUGCAUGAGCAACAGAAAAUGGAGAAAGGUAGAGUUGAUGACAAGGCUCUUUGCAAAACCAUUGAUGCUCGAGGGGUAAUGGGUGAUUCUGUCAGGGAUACCAGAUCUUAUAUGAAAUCUCCAGAAAAAUCAUAUGAUAUAUCUCCAUAUCAAAACUCGGAAAAUGAGGAUGAUGAUGAAGAUGUUGCACCUAUGAUGAAAUUUAUUCCUCCAUGGGCCAGAAAAAACUCUCAGGAUAUAGCUAGUUUCCUCCAGGAUAAAAUGGAUCCAGAUGUGAUAUUUCCUCCAGAAAGUUUUCCUACUACAGUUAACCUAGGAAAAUGGCCGUCUUUCGAUUUUUGAAGUAAUAUUCUGCGUAGCUGUUAACUGGAGAUCGAUGUACAGAGUUGUAAAAAAUAAUGGCGCUAUCAUCUAUCUCAUCAUUGAUUCGGUUUUGUUAACCUUUCCUCCUGGCUAUGGAAAUUCAGGAAAGCAUUAAUUUGUCAAUUCCGAUAUGUUUAUUUUUCUCACCGUGGUCUGGUCUUUGCCAAUUGACCGCAUUUGAUUACUUGGUUAGAUUAUUUUUCGCUUUUGAAAGAUUAGUUCUUCGAU